Molecule: messenger RNA, 5117 nt
Organism: Anarrhichthys ocellatus (wolf-eel)
Lineage: Eukaryota; Metazoa; Chordata; Actinopteri; Perciformes; Anarhichadidae
Gene: arhgap30
Product: rho GTPase-activating protein 30
Exons: 14
Coding region: 379-4380 (1333 amino acids)
Biological process (GO): small GTPase-mediated signal transduction
Molecular function (GO): GTPase activator activity
Source: RefSeq, a predicted model, not a curated record
CAGGAAGUUGACAGGGGAAGUUUAGUGGUUUCUUGCGUCAUCAUUUUAUGCUGCUACUUGUGUGCCGCUGCAGAGUGAAGGGUGGAAGAUAAACCAAAGUAUGUCCUAACACUCAAGCUUUGACACAUCAACUCCAAUGCAACGCAGCUUACAGAGGAAACAACCUGCAGCCAACAACAUGCACUGAGGCAAAGGAAACAGAAGCAGCCGCACGGUCAAAUCUGUGACAUGUGCAGCACCUUCUACAAAGUCAGUGUCACAUUAACCGAGUUGGGCAACACAUCCGGCAGCCGCACAGACACUCAGUCGGUCUGACGGUCAGAAACGGAGCAGCUCGGGCGGGUCUGAAUGUGAAGGUGGAUCAGCAGACAGGAAGAGAUGCGGAGAGUUCGGAGAAAAGGAGGGAACAAGGAGAAGGUGUUUGGAUGUGAUCUGCUGGAGCACCUGACCGCCUCCUCUCAAGAGAUUCCUCAGGUCUUGCAAUGCUGCAGUGAGUAUGUUGAGAAACAUGGAGUCGUGGACGGCAUCUACAGGUUGUCUGGAGUGUCGUCCAACAUACAGAAACUGAGGGGGGAAUUUGAGAGCGACGGGAGUCCAGAUCUGAACAAGGAUCUGUACCUGCAGGACAUCCACUGUGUCAGCUCUCUGUGUAAAGCUUAUUUCAGAGAGCUGCCAAACCCUCUGCUCACAUACCAGCUCUAUGACAAGUUUGCUGAGGCUGUGGCCAUCCAGCUGGAGGAGGAGAGGCUGGUAAAGAUCAGAGAUGUGCUGAAGGAACUACCACCACCACAUCACAGGACUCUGGAGUUUCUGAUGCGCCAUCUUGUCAGAAUGGCCUCAUAUUGCUCAGAGACCAACAUGCACUCCAGGAACUUGGCCAUCGUCUGGGCCCCCAAUCUGCUCAGGUCAAAGGACAUUGAGGCGUCUGGGUUCAACGGUACAGCAGCCUUCAUGGAGGUCCGGGUUCAGUCCAUCGUGGUGGAGUUCAUCCUCACACAUGUCCCUCAGCUGUUUCCUGAACAAGGUGAAUCAGAUGAGAGAAGGAAGUCCCUCCCCUCCCCGUCACCAAUGCCCAAUCAGGAGGAAGGGUUUUUCAAGUCCACUUCUACUUAUCCUUUCCCCCACUUUGGUCAUAUCAGUCCAGGAGACGGUCCUCUACCCAUAAGACCAUACCACGCAAUCAUUGAAGGCACUGACAAGAGGAAAGGAUCUCUCAAAGGCAGGAAGUGGAUGUCCAUCUUCAACAUCGGAGGACGAUUCCAUGACCCACGACGGAAACACAAACACUCAUCCAAAGAGAAAGACAGGCCUGCUUUGAGACCAGCGAGAAGCAUGGACUCCCUCAGCUCGUCGCCCUUUCCAAAUGAAGGUUCCAGACAUACGGCCCAGCGUCCUCCGUCCACCCACAUGUCUCCCAUCAUCACCCCCUCCCCCCAGUCCGGCUCUGAGGUCACGGCAUCCGCCGGUGCGUUAGGUGGCAGUGAAUACGCUGUAACCUACCGCAGGGGAACAGGGUUAGUGAGCGGGGGUACGGGGACCCAGGGCACCUACACGUCCCUUGACCCCGAAAGUUUAGGACUCUCAGACAGCGAUACUCUACAGUCCAGAUCCCCAGGGCUCUCCACUAAAGGCCGAAGAGCAGCCAUGCACAUCACCGGGCCCACCAUGGUUACUGUGCCCCUGCAUAUCACCUCUAACCUGGCAUUAGGGGUGCUGCAAGGGGGCGGGGGCGACAGGGUCAUCCACCGGGGCAGGGAUAGAGAAGGAGUAGAUAGAGUGGAAGGUAAGGAGAGACGAGGGAAGGCGGGGAGGAGGGAAAGCAGAGGAGUGGAAAGGAAGGUGGAAGAAAGCAGAAAGGUUGAGGAAGAAGAGAAAAGGCCCAAGGGGAAAGGGACAGACGGGGGAGGGGUCGUGGAUGCUGAAGGGAGUGAGGUGGUGGGUGGUGGUGGGGAGGAAGAAGGGAAAGAAAAGAAAGAGGAGAAAGGGGAGGAGGUCAGAGAAGAAUGUAAGCCGGAGCUGGUGGUGGAAGGUCCAUGCGUGUCCAGAGAGCAACGAGCCAAAAGGCAGACCUCCAACGCUGAGGGAGAUAAUGAUGUCGAUGAAUACAUGGACAUGAAAGUGGUGAAGCCGGUUGAUUGUCAGCCCGAGGCGACUCAGCGUGGUGAUGACUGUGUGUUCGAUGCUUCCAACGUCCUCAAUUCAACAGAAGUGGAGGAGGCCGACCAGGAGCUGUCUGGCUACGUUCAAGAUAACUUUGAUUUCCUGGACCACAUGGACUGCAGUGUCCCCCAACAGGUGAACGAGUUCUCCGUUGAACCUCCAGGUCACUCAGAUGACGAGUAUGAAUUUAUGGAGCAAGCUCCUGCAGAGCUGCAGGCGGACCUGCAACCAGGCCCCGACACACCAGCCCAGAGCCAGACAGAGUUAAAUCUACACAGGCCGCUCAGCAUCGACUCACAAAACCGACACACUAAAUCCCUCAGCUUGCCUCACAUGACCUCACCCGUCUUCGGAUCGCUGGAGUCCUGCUCUGAAGAGGAGGCUGCAGUGGAAGACAGUGAUGAUAAUGAUUACAGUAGUGAGGAUGAUGAGAGCAUCUUUGCAAAAAGCCUUCCCGCUGACUUCUUUUUAGAUGAUUUGACCUUAGAAACGGACACUGAUAAACAGGACAGCUGCACUCUUGAUGGGGUUCCUGUGCACCAGUCAAGGAGCUCUGAGGACGGAGAAUGCCAGUCCCUGAACGUUGAAUUUGCUGCAUGUAAAGAAUCAACUGCUGCAGACCAGGAGCAGGUGGAAGUGAAAGACAAAGGGGAUGAAGAUGGACUGAGAGAAAAGGAGAUAACAAAGAAGGAAGAGGAAGAUCACCGGGGAAGAGACCAACCAGAAAACAAUAGACAAAGCAAAGCGACAGAGGAAGAUGUCAUGGAGGAUUCUCAAAGUGACAAAGAACAGCUUCUCCCUCCAGAGGUAUCAACCUACGGCUACGCUGACUGUCCACCGCCCAGCGAUGAUGAAUCAAGCGCCGUGGCCGACCUGAACAUUGAGGAGGAAGAGGCGGACAUGUUUGACAAUCAUCACAGUGAUUAUCCACCUUGUCAUGAAGUUCCUCGUGCUACACAGGAAGACACUGUUGACAUUUCUUCAGAGGAGUUCAGAGACUUUCCUGUAAGUGCAACAGAACAGCCAACAAAAGAGAGAGACCAUGAUGAGGGAGAGGACAGUGAGGUAAACAAAGAGAUAGAAGACAUAUGUCAAGAAAUGGUACCGGGGAUAAAAGAAAGUGAUGAUAACAUGUGGGAAGAAUCCACCGAGGAGGGCAAUGAAGUGACGGCUGAAGAAAAACACGAAGAAAAGAUGCAGGGCGGUGACAAAGAGCAGGAUAGUGCAAUUUGGCAGACAGGCAGGGAAACUUGUGUUGAACUUCAGGAUGUUAUGUGGGAAAUGAUAGAGGUUGAGGAAAGUAAGCAGGUUGAGAGGAUGGAUGCAAGUUUUGCUUGGGAGGGAGAUACGAUCAAAGAUGUCAGAGUUGGAGACGAGGAAGUGCCGGCAGCAAAGGUUUCAGGAGAGGAAAUGUUGGAAGUUGACGAAGGAGAGACAAACAAAGCAGAAGUCAGAGUAGAGGUAGUGGAGGAAUCAACGGAGGCGACUGAAGAAAAGCUCGCAGACCCAGAGAUGCAGCGUGAGUUUGAGGAAAAAGAGGCUAACUUACCACAGACAAGUGAACUAGAAGACCCAAUUCACAGGAAUCCUGCCAUCAGUGACGAAGCACAGCAUCACGAAAGAGAAGAAGUGGUUUCAAAAGAGAAAGAAAAAGACAACGAUGACAAAGAGAGAGCUGAUGAGCAACGUAGAACGCAGCCAAGUGUAGAUAAACAAGUUAAAGAGGCCAGGUGUGAUGUGAGGGAAUCCAACGAGGGCAGAAAAUGUGAGGAAAGUGACAGCAGCCAAGGAGGAGUAGGAAGGAAACUGGUCAUCUCCAAACAUCCAAAGGUUUACCAAGCGAAAGCGGUGCCGAUCGUGCCUCCGAAGCCGCAGCACUGCAAAAUCACCGCCCUGACACUCCGACAGCAGCAGCAGCAAAGAGAUAAAAGAGAAAACACGGCGAGGGUCCCAACAGAGCAGGACAAGGUCUGGGUGGGAGACGGCGAAGAUGAGGGCAGGGGGAGGAAGGAGAGGCCAACACUCUGGGGAGGGGAGAAAGGAGAGAGGGAAAGGAGGAGGGACGGGGAGGAAAACGCCACGAGGGACUCGAGCAGAAACAGUCCCCUCAGCAUGUGUUUUGACGAGGCUGUUGCCAAAGCCACCAUGAGGCGAGAGAAGGAGAAAGAGUGCGAGAAGGAGAAGGAGAGGCAGAGGGAUUGGGGAAAUGAAGUACAGUGAAGGUUCUUUUUCUUCAUCUGUAUAUUGAUUUGAAGUGAUUUGACUGUACAAACUAUUUUUCUAUGUGUAGCAUAAGGGGCUGUAUUUGUCAUUCAGAAUAAGUCUCAGUAUUGUCUAUGCAAUGCUACUGAAGAUGUUAAGUAUUUUUUAUUAGAGAAAGAGCUGUAGAGAGAGCUGAAAGGUAAUGAGGGAAAAGUGAUGGACGAAAUGCAACACCCCAUCAGGAAGCUAAUAAAGUAAUAGCUGCAAUUAUGCUACCUGAAGUUAAAUAAAACUGAAACUGUAAGCAAACAAAGAGGCCGGACUAAAGGUGAAGAGCUGCUGAAACAUGUUGAGGAUGAAAUAUUACAUUUAAAACUCAGAACUUUCAUAGCUUCCAUGCUCUAGGUCUGUAAAACGUUACAAAAAGUAAAGCGAUUAGUCUUAAAUCAAGCUCACUCCUGUCUGCAGUUGUCGUUCAAUUCCAUACUUUGUAAUUAUAUAAAGUAUAUUGUAUACGGAAGGUCAUAUGUAUAGAUAAACAGUAUAAGUAUAUGGUUAAAUAUUAGAUUUGAAAGAGAAUGAGUGAUGAAUAUAAUGUCUGCAAAAGUAAAGGUUAUUUCUUGGUUAUGGGAAUAAAAACAUGUUUCCAAGAUAGUGUCUGUCCUUUUAUUUGUAUAAUCAUUAUUAUUGUUCAUUAUUUUUCUUCAUGUUUAUUAAUUUAAACUCUCUUGAAACUAGAUAGAGCCGUUGCAUUA